UGUCAAAACAACACAUUUCGGUAAAACUCCCUUAAAAGUCUAUAAUAUUGUUGAUGUUAAAGCAGCUAAUAUAUAGUUAUUUCCCUAAUUGUAAGGACUCUAGACUACUCACAAUGAGGGGUGCUACGUCAACUUCUAAUCGUCUGUCAUUCUGUGGUAAGAUAAUCACAUUUAAUUACGCUACCACCGCAAGUGACAACAAGAAAAGCGAGCUGACAUUCCGCAGCUUUUCUUUCCAACAAGACGUGUUUGUAAAGGCAGAUGAGGGAGCUUUUGUCAUUAGUCACAAAGACGCUUCUCGUGUGGACUCCUCAUUGAAGUGUAACUACGUCGUAGAUGUUCAACGGAGGACAGCAACUCCGUGUGUCCUUGUGGCUAAAAAGAACAAGAAAGCAGACGUUUUCCUGUACAGUUUGUUCACAGUGAGUGGGUCAAACAGACUGGAGCCUUGCAUCGAGUUCCAGCUGCCUCACCACCUGAAUGGAGAUGUUUGCAUCCUCAAGGGUCCAACCGUGCUGUGGACACACGCUGAUGCUGUGUUUCAUACAUCCAGGGCGGACGCAGGAGGGGUCAAGCGGGUGGCCCUCCAGCUGUCCCACUGUCUUGUUGGUGAGCUUCCACUUCAUGGAGGACAAGCGUUCAUACUGGGACAGUCCCCCACUAAGCAGACCAUUGGCUACUUGCUGGAGACUGGCCGCUCCUUCAAUGGCGCCAUGAUUCUACCUCACCCUUACAUCAGCAUCACUAAGUGCAUCUAUGUGCUGUCAGCUCACCAAGCAGGAGAUUACACUGCAUUACAUUGCACUGCGGUUGCAGCCACCUCCAAUCACCAGCUUCUUUACCUGGAGGAUGGCAUGGUGAAAGACACAUGCCAGCUCCCAUUCCAGCAACCUGAAGAUAUUCAGGCGGUCGACACGGGAAGGAAUGGACUCAUCUUUGUUGUGUCUUUUUGCCAUGGGCAUGUGUGCGCCGUCAGGAAGGACACAUUGCAGGUAGCAGCGCAAUGGUCAGAAGUGAGCUCCGUGCAUGUGGACGAUUUUCUUGGAUGUGGCACAGAACAGAUACUGUUAGUUUUUAUGGAUGAAGGGGGACAACCACUGGAGCGUUUCAUCAUCACGGACCUAUGUGGGGUCUCUUAUUCGCAUGGUGAGCAAAAGGAAGCAACAGCGAAGACGGCUGCUCCGCCAGAGAACCACCUCCUCACGAUUCAGGCUUUAGAAUCCAGACUGCAGAGUGGACUGAGCGUGCUGCAAGAGCUUCAAGGAGAAGUGAGAGUAAAAGAAAGAGUUGUACAGCAGUCGGUGCGAGCACUCAGUGACGUCGUCCACCAUCGAGAGCCAUGUCUCACACAGCCUGAACAGGAAGGUCUCAUCGCUCUGUGGGAGAGUGAUGACGAGUCAAAGGACGAGGACUUGGAUGACAAGACCCAAGUCAUGCCAGCGGUGUCCUGCAGACCUCAAGUUGACAAGCUGUGGCAUCGUAUUGUCGAGGACCGGUUGGUUGUGGGAGUGAUACUUGCGGCCCAGAGCUCUGUACCAGCGGUCGGUACGAGCUUAUCCGUCCUGACAGAGGCGAGCCAGAGCUCACCGCCCGCAGUCAUCCAGACCCAAAGCCAAGUGUUGUGGCUCCCCGUGCUCGGCCCCUCUCCCGCCACCUCCUCGACCUCCACCUUCCCAGAGCCGGCAGCCAAAAGAAGCAAGCGGCACGACGCAAGCGGCCCAAAUGAUCUCAACACAGCCAGACUCGCCGUGACUGCCGUGACCAGGCUGCCACCUUUGCUGAACUCUGGCUGUGUCAAGUGCAAUGUCAUGCUCCAUUACGCCCCGACACAGGACGAUUCCCUUGGCCUCGCCAGCGUCUCGACACCACCUGUCCUGCAUUGUGGUCAAGUUACUGUAGACAUCCACCAAGAUUUCAAAGCUCGACUGCUGAAAAACCCCGAGCUUAAAACAGAUGAGGCUCAGGAAGACCUGCUGUGUCUGUUGGCGGUGUUGGAUCACUGGGUUUUCCGCGUAGACUCUCCCGAUCACAGCUUCGGUGAUAUUGACGACUGGCUGCAGAGGAGAGUGGGCUGUAAGAGGAUAGAAGUGAGCCCUCAGCAUCGACUGUUGGCUUCUCAAGGACCAUCUGCUGUCUCGCUGCUGCGCUGGCAUCACAUCAGCCCUUUCCAGGGGGAACUGACGAUCCACUCCAGCCACUUACAGAUGCUCCAGCUUCUGGACUCCCUGCUAGGCUACCUUCCAGUGUCCUCCACCAUCCAGCCCGUCAAGGAUGCAAGAGGAGAGUGGCCACAGCAGAUAUUUUCUGUGACUUUGGAAAAGGAAGUGGCAUUGCUGCAUGAGUUUGUGUCAUUGCCGCAAUGUGCUGAGCAGGAAAGAGAUGAUGAGAGGAUGACUGGGCCCGAAGAGACCCCUGAGACAGACUCGCUGGAGGGGCUCCAGAGGUGCCGAUUGGCCUGGCAACGGGAUGUGGAGAGGAGUAGGCGGACUUUAAACCCCCUAGUGGAUGUGAGUAGGUACCGAAUGCUUAUCCAAAAGCUGUCUGAAGUUCAGCUUGAUGGGGAUUUAGCAGCGCUCAUGGAGACGUGGAGAACGUUAUCUCCAUGAAUUAAUAAAAAUAUUGCCUUGUACAGUGAUGGCGUUUUGGUUACCCUCGGUUGUUGCAUCCCAUCUCCAAAUCCCAACCUGGUCAGUCAUACAGUCUCUGUCUCGGUGGGUGGAGGCGGGGCCGCUAACAUUCACACAGAGUGCAAAAGUGUGUAACGCAGUAGAAAUUAAAUUAGUAGAUUGCAAUAUAUUGUCAUAUAUAUAUAUGUUGUUGUUUUGUUUUUUUAAAGUAAUGUUAAAAUCUGGUCUCGUUCUCGUAGACCCAUUGCCAGUCUCGUCUUGUGAACGGAGUGUCUCGUGACACCCCCACCUCCAAGGUGUCAAUCGCUUUAUUUCGACACGAGGCUGAGCUGCGCUCACAUCCCUCCUGACGUUAUGUGUCCUGAGAAGCACCGCUCUCUGUAGAUGUUCUCUAAUUUCACCCCGAAGCGCGAGAUGUGGCAGUGAUAGCACAUAGGAAAGCUUUUACCAGUCCUUUCACCUCACGCUUCAGUUGUUUCCACCGAUGAUGCUGGCUGUUAAAAUGCCACAAGUGAAGUCAGGCGACUCUUGGAUGCACAAGAUGUCUAACAGAUUGACCUGGCAAGCAAUGUUUCACAAAAUGGUUCUUGUUGCUUUCGACCCAGAGGGGACUGAACAAAUAUGAACUUUUUUUUUGUCCAAGCCUCACUUAUAAUAUUUUUUCCACAUUGACACUUUAUUAGCACAAUCUAAUGUAAGCCUUUACAGUAGUCUUGUGUAUGUGUCAUGCACGUUUAUUGUAGUUAAAGAUACAAAUCUAUUUGUCUAAUGUGUAUAUUUAGCUGGAAAUUACACAAGGGAGCGGCAAAAUACUGUAACAUGACUUGUUAGAGAUUUUAAUGGGGAAAAAAAAUCUAGUCAACGCCCCAUUUCAGUUUCCAAUGGAAUUUUUCUCCAAAAAUGUGCCUCGGUUUUUGUGCACUAAUCCAUUUGCCCUGUACUGUAUCAUUCCACCGAAUCAAGUGCCCGACAAAGCACCCUCCAUGUUGGUGCCUCAUUGUCUGUGUGUUUUUUUUAUUGAGCGUGACUGCUAAAUAACACACCAUGGGGCCAAAGAAAAUUGCGAGUGCCAACAAUUUAAAGAAACAAUAAAGAAAAGUGAGAAACACUAUUGAAUUCAAGAAAGAACCACAGGCAUUUAUUGCAGGCUUGAAUUAUCUCACAACUGGCACAAUAAUCCCGCAUAAAAAGAUGGGCUACUGUUGCGGCGGUAGCCCACAGCGAGCUGAAAGUCAAUUCUGAACCACUGAUGUCACUUCCUGUCGGCUACCCACUCCCAAUGCCCACUCACGAAUUUCGCAGCUUCACUCUUAUCACGGUUUUUCAAAAAUAUAAUAAGAAAUCAUACGCUUUAGUGGUUAAAUGCUAUUAUCUGUCAAAAGAAAAUGUGCAUUUUGAAGCAAAUUUGAUGUAUUUUUUUGCCUAAAUAAAGCAUUUUCAAGCACAAAAAUGGCUAAAUGAACUAAAAUAAAAUUAUAGGGCAUUCAGAAGACGCAUUCAAAGACGCUGUGAAUUCUAUGUCGUAGUCUACAGUACACUGGUCACUAGGUGUCAGUAAUGUUACUGUACUGUUUGGUGAGACACACAGGCACCAGACUCGUUCGCCAGAACAACAGGCUUUUAUUGCUGGUUUGCAAUAUCUUGGUAUCUCACAACAGGAGCAAUAAUCCUUAAUAAAAAUCUCAUAAAAUCACAGGCUGCUGUUGCGGCCGUAACCCACGACGUCACUUCCUGUCCACCUGUCACUCAGCCGCCUCUUAAAUGUCUUAUUUUCUGAUAUUCUGUGUACUAUUUUGGUUAUUACGAGUGUAAAGGUGACUAUAUCAUGUGUAGAGAGCACUAAUGAUGGUUAAAAAAAAUGUAUUUAGAAGGUCGUAAACAGGUUUUCUAUGCUCUAACUGCAAAAAUAUUCAAUUUAUAAAUAAGAGAUUCUACUUCGCAAAACGAUUGGAUCUGGAAACAGUUAAUCGUGAUAAACGAGGGAUUACUGUACUUGAAAGUGCAUCUUAAAGCGCCAUACAAAAUAGGAAAAAAAUGUAAUAUUACUGUUAAAAAUGUAAAGCUCAAAAAGAGAUGUGUUGGGUGAAAUGAUUAAAAUAAAAAUCAUACAAUGAAAUAAUUUAUUCAAAUAGACUCCUCCUUCAAGUAAAAGCCUGGCACUCUCUGCAAUUGAGUAAAUCAUGUCGCAUGUAUUACUUUGUUUAUAAUGUAGCGCGUAAAACCUUUGGCUUAAAUAAUGUACUGGCACCCUAGAACGAUUUGCUGUUUCUCACACUCUGGCCUGAUUGGGUGCAGUUGCCAUGGCAACUCUCAUUUCUCGCCUCUCAGCACUCACAAAGCCAUCCCCACACCUCAAUUAAACGAUGGAAAAGUUGUUUCGAUCCCGAGCGCAGUUCUAAACUGCAAGUCAUUUUUCUUUCAUACGCUGUCAUUUGCCUUUUCAAACGUUAUUAAUGGACUGUUAGCAGGGCUGAAAUUGAUGGGAGUUCUAUGUGAAGAUUAGUGGUAUUGAUUAGUUUACAAUCCUCGUGAUUCAGGCUGGAUGACUCAUGCAGCGUUGCGUAUUUACGUACUAAACUGGUUCAUUUUGCUUGUUAUGCACAAAUCCCGGUUUGUGUAUUUAUUAUAAGAUGUUAAUCUGCAUCUAAAGAGCUGCUGUCUCAUUAUGCGUGAUAUGUUGUGUACAUGUGGCUUUCGGCCAAGCGCACAAUAACAACAUAUUUAUGACUCUUUUACAUCAAAUUGUUCCUGUGGUGUUUAUGCAGGCACACACAGAGAUUUUCUCCCCAUUGGUUGUGGUACUUGAGCCAGCACAAUGUGAAGGUCCGUCAUUAUCAUGCAUUGGGGAAACCCACUGUCAGAUAAUAUCCACAUUACCCCAGGCCACGCAGCCAUCCAUGGCCAGUGUCAUCACCUCGCUGGGAUGAGACUUUUAUCUGACCUGUAAUCGGGCCAGAAUAGAUUCUCUCAUAACGGAGACUAAACGUUAUAGUAUAUGAAAGAAAAGCAAUAUAAAGUCUAGCUGUAUUCAUAAAUGUAUAAGGACGAGUUGACCUUAUAUGAGGUGGGAGUAA
Molecule: messenger RNA, 5701 nt
Organism: Dunckerocampus dactyliophorus (ringed pipefish)
Lineage: Eukaryota; Metazoa; Chordata; Actinopteri; Syngnathiformes; Syngnathidae
Gene: fancb
Product: FA complementation group B
Exons: 8
Coding region: 54-2606 (850 amino acids)
Biological process (GO): replication-born double-strand break repair via sister chromatid exchange; positive regulation of double-strand break repair via homologous recombination; interstrand cross-link repair
Cellular component (GO): Fanconi anaemia nuclear complex
Source: RefSeq, a predicted model, not a curated record